Molecule: messenger RNA, 8518 nt
Organism: Homalodisca vitripennis (glassy-winged sharpshooter)
Lineage: Eukaryota; Metazoa; Arthropoda; Insecta; Hemiptera; Cicadellidae
Product: cadherin-87A
Exons: 36
Coding region: 517-6156 (1879 amino acids)
Biological process (GO): homophilic cell-cell adhesion
Cellular component (GO): catenin complex; plasma membrane
Molecular function (GO): cadherin binding; calcium ion binding
Source: RefSeq, a predicted model, not a curated record
CCAUUCACCAGCAGCAUGAAGUCUGUCUGUCAGUUCAGUUGGUUAGUUUGCGAAGUUGUGGUGAGAUUGUUGUGUCGUCUGUUGACUUUGGAUGUAGUUGGUUGUUUGUUGUCAGAAGAAACUCUGUAUCCGAGUUAUGCCCUCUAAAUAUUAUUUUUCUUGAAACUAUGCUUUGAUUUGUGCUUGAAUUGUUUUCGUGAUUAUGUGUACUAAGUAAUAACAAAUUAUUUUCGAAAAACUUUGUGACGGCACUUUUAGAAACUUUAUUGUGUUACUAGAUUAUUUAUGUAAUAGGCCUACUGGAUGAGAGAUAAGAUUUUUUUUAAUCGAAGAUUUUUAAUAACGCUUUUAAUUUAAUCUCAACAAGCAAUCUAAAAUAAAAAAUACAAUUAAAAGUGGGUGUGGAAGUGUAUUACUGUUGUGAAAACACCUUAUAGCUUAUUAUAUUUUAAAGUGUCAAGUUCUUUGUGAUAAUAAUCUACUCAAAAUCUUCAUUGUGUAUGCCAGCAAUUAUUCAUGAGGCGUGGAGCCGGGGCCAGGAUGGCGGCCGUGAACACAGUCUCCACGAUCAUGUGCCUCACUCUGUACUGUUCAGGGGUGUUAGGGAACCAGCCGCCAGUGUUCACAGAUGACAUGGACAACUUGGUCCUCCUGGAGGAUACACCGGUGGGGACCAUCAUCCACCAGUUGAAGGGCAGUGAUCCAGAAGGCUCUCCGGUACACUUCGGAAUUGUGGGAACGGACCGCUUACAGGUGGACAGGGAGACUGGACAAGUGAAACUGGUACAUCCACUUGACAGAGAGGUAAAUGACACGCUGAGGAUAUUCGUCACUCUAGAGGAUGAGGUGGACAACCAUGACAACUCCAUUGCCAACAAUUUGGUCCAAGUUCCUAUAUCUAUCAUUGUCAUUGACGAGAAUGACAAUGCACCUGUGUUCAAGAAUGCUCCAUACGAGGUGUCAGUGAUGGAGGACACCCCAGUGGGCAGUACCGUGUUCUCUGACAUUGUGGUGGAGGAUGCUGACCUGUCAGGAGACACGCUGGAGGUCCUGUGUGUGGAGCACCCUCAGUUCCCCAAGACCUGUUCUAAAUUCUCUGUAGCCAGUUGGAACUCUAGCCAGUUCAGCUACUAUGGCAGCAUCGUCCUGCAAGAGGCUCUGGACUACAAUGAGAGGCAGUUCUACCAACUGUUGCUGGUUGCCACAGAUGGAGUGCACAACACAACGACAAGCCUGGAAGUGAAAGUUGGGGACAUCCAGAACACUGGCCCCGUAUUCUUGGGAUCUCUGACAGGAGUGAUACAGGAGGAUGAUCCUAUCGGGACACUUGUCAUGACAGUGCAGGCUCGUGAUGGUGAUCGGGGACAGCCCCGGAAGAUAUACUACGAACUGGUUACCAAUCCUCUGGACUACUUCUUGUUGGACAGUACAACAGGAGAGUUGAGGACAGCUAAACCUCUGGAUAGGGAAGCUCUACUGAACUCCACUGGUGUCAUUUCCCUUAUUAUCAAGGCGAGAGAAAUGGUAGAUGGAGUGUUGGGUAACGACUCCUUGACCUCCACCGCGGCUGUGGCGUCUGUCACAAUCAAGGAUGUCAACGAUGAGCCACCCCAGUUUAACCAGCGAGAGUACAGUGUCAGCCUGCCCGAGAACAUCCCUGACGGUACCACUUUGCCCAAUCUGGAAAUGAUUGUCACCGACCCUGACGUUGGGAAGAACGCAGAGUUCUCACUGCGUCUGUCAGAUGUCUCUGGGUCGUUUGCUGUAGAACCGACACACGCCAGUGGCUCCACAGCUGUUUCUAUCCGAGUGGUCAACGGCAACCUGGAUUAUGAGAACCCCAACAAUCGAAAGUUCAUUGUUCUUGUGAUAGCGGAAGAGACUGAGACAGAACAGAAGCUAUCAUCAACGACGACAGUUACAGUUGAGAUUACGGACAGCAACGAUAACGCUCCACAGUUUGAGCAGGAGGCACUCACAGCCACUGUUAGUGAGACAGCUUCCCCCGGCACUGUCGUGGCUACCUUCACCGCUAACGAUCGUGACAGUGGUUCAUUCGGUCAGGACGGCAUCGUCUAUCAGCUAAUCGGUGAUGGUGCUGACAAGUUUGAAGUAGAGAAGAAGACUGGGACAAUAAAAGUAGCAGAGUGUGAUCAGCCAGGAGCUCCUCACUGCUUGGACUUUGAAACUCGUCAGCUGUACUUCUUAUCAUUUAAGGCAACAGACAACGAGGGUUUGGGCCAGAGUUCUGUGGUACCACUCAAGAUCUCGUUACUGGACAGUAACGACAAUCCACCGAUGUUUACCAGUGACACGUACAGAGCUGUUAUCGACGAAGGAGCCACCAAGUUUGAACCUCCUCUACAGGUCCAGGCUCGAGAUGCUGACAAGACGUCACAGAUAAUGUACGCCAUCGUGGGAGGCAAUGAUCACCAACUCUUUGCGAUAGAUAAACAUUCAGGAGAGAUCACAGUGGCAGAUCCUAAAGGCUUGGACAUGUCUGAAGUCAGUGCCGACUAUGUUAAUUUAAUGAUAGAGGCCAGUGAUGGAAUGUUCCACAGCAACUGUUCUGUCAACAUUACGGUGUUGGAUGUCAACAACAAUGCUCCUGUUUUCCCUGAAGAUAGUUACUCUGCAGUUGUCAUGGAGGACACUCCAGUCGGAACAAGUGUGACGAAGGUGUCAGCAACAGACGCAGACAUGGGAAUCAACGCAGAGCUCAUCUAUCGGAUAGAGAAGGGAGCCUUCGAGGACUUUGCCAUCGACAACCAGACUGGAGAGCUGAGGGUAGCCAGUAAACUAGACUAUGAUUUACGCAACUUGUACAGUAUUCAUGUCAUAGCAGUGGACGGAGGAACCCCAGCACUCACCGGUACCACAACUGUACAAGUCACUGUACACAACAGCAAUGACAAGAUUCCAUUCUUUGAUCCUCCAACACAAAGGGCCGAGGUUGCUGAGGAUGCUCCGGUAGGAACUGUCAUCCACCGAUUACUGGCCAGGGACUUGGAUGUCAACUCUUCAGAAGCUCUUAACUUCGCAGCAACCGAUCCUAUCACAGCCACUGACAAGAACGGCAAGGAGGUGAAGAGUGAUGUCACAUUCAAGGAGUUCUUCACAGUGAACCGAGCGACUGGUGAGGUGAGUGUUGCUCGGACGCUGUUGCGUGAUGUAGCUGCUGUUGUCAGCAUCACUGUUCUAGUCACCGACAUCACUGCUCCUACAGUACAACAGGGCACAGGGACUCUGAUUGUGACGAUCAUUGAUGUGAAUGACUAUGCCCCUGAGUUCCCCCCACCAUGGAGCCGUGAUAACCCUGCCUACAUAUUGGAGUUGGUAGAAGGGCAACCGGCAGGGGCACAUCUCGGAACUUUCACCGCCACUGAUCGGGACUCCAACAUUGCCCGCUACGAGAUCAGCCCUCCCAGUCCCUACUUUGAAAUCAACAAUGCUACAGGAAUGGUGACAACAGCGCAGAAAAUGGACUACGAGGAAACACCUCAGGCCAACUUCACCGUCAUCGCAUACGACAGUGGCGCACCUCAGUUUUCGGCUCAGGCACACGUCACAGUCAACAUCAUCAACAUCAAUGAUAUGGAUCCUGUGUUCAAUCAGACUGAGUAUGUUGCAAGUAUACCAGAAAAUUCACCGGUGGGGACUUUCGUGGCGAUGGUUCACGCUGAGGACAAGGAUGCAGGGGACUAUGGAACUGUCAGGUACAGCUUGACGGGGGCACACAGCAGUGGCUUCACAGUGGACCCUGUGUCGGGAGCGGUCACUGUAGUGGAUCCCAGCUUACUGGAUCGUGAAGCUCGCCAGGAGCUCACUGUGCAAGUGGUGGCAACUGAUGGUGGACCGGGAGAGUCUGUCAGAACUGCAACAGUACCGUUGAAGGUGAAGCUAACUGAUGUGAACGACAAUCCACCUGUGUUCACUGCCCACUUCUACACAGCUUCUAUUGAGGAGACAGUGUCCUUGUCACCUCCGGGCCCUAUUGUACAGUUCCGGGCCCAGGACCUCGACCUGACCUCACAACUCCGGUAUUCUAUCCUGUCAGGCAAUGUGGGAGAUGUGUUCAGCUUGGACCCGGUAACUGGUAUACUGUAUCCCCAAGUGUCUCUGAUGGGCCAGCCACACCAGUACACUCUGAUUGUGGGGGUGAGUGACGGAGAGCACACGGACCAGGCCAAGGUAGAUAUCACCAUCCUUGACGUCAACCAGAACCAGCCGAAAUUCAUUGACCCUCCCUCCCAGAACGCUACUGUCUACAUCCCUGAGACUGAUGUGGCAGACACUUUGAUAAUGACAGUAAAAGCAGAGGAUGGAGAUCCGGGUGAAAACGGCCGCAUAACAUACCACUUCAAGGUCAACGACUCCAAUGUCCAGGAGACUGAUGAGUUCUCUAUCAAUGAAGAAACUGGAGAGUUGCGUUCAAAAAUCAUCCUGGACAGAGAGACCAGGAAACAGUAUCAGCUAGUGUUGGUUGCCAGAGACCAUGCCUCACCCAAGUGGUACGAGGCCCUCAGGUUCCUCACUAUCAUCCUGCAAGACGUUGAUGACAACUUGCCGCAAUUUCCUCACCUCAACGACUCCCAGCCUUUCAUCUUCCAAGUUAUGGAGAAUCUGCCUCCUAGAUCUCGAAUUGGUAAGGUGACGGCAGUGGAUAAGGAUGAGGGGGACAAUGCCAGGGUGUACUACUACGUGGUAGAUGGUAACUAUGACCGAAGCUUCAUAGUAGACAGGCUGGACGGCACUAUCUACAGCAACACUACUCUGGACCGUGAGCUCAAGGACAACUAUGAUAUCUACAUCAAGGCAACCAAUGACCCAGACUAUUAUACAGCUAAGGACAGCAGUCCGACUAACAAUGCCAGCAGCAUCGCACAUGUUCGUAUCAUUGUGCUUGAUGAGAAUGACAAUGCACCAGUCUUCCAACGACCUGAGUACUACGCAGGUGUGAAUGUGAUAGCAGACACAGGCGAGUCUCUAUGUCAGCUCUUGGCUACGGACACAGAUGCAGGUGACAAUGCCAGCCUUACAUAUCAGGUGGUGGCCUCGCACCUGUAUCGUGCAGGUGCCAAUGUAUCGUCUGGCUCUGUGGUUCCUUCACCCUUCAGUAUCUCUCCCAGUGGUAGACUGUUCACUGUCACACUUGUUGCCGAGUACAACCAGGACCGCUUCCGGCUCGAAGUGGUUGCCAGAGAGAACGCCCACCCCUUCCGAGAAGCCAAGGCCAUCGUUCAUGUUUGGGUGUACGAGCAACAACAACUGAUUCGGGUAAUUCUCUCCCGGCCACCAGAGGAAGUGAAUCGUCAACGGGAGAGUAUAGUGAUGGAGCUGUCCAAUGCCACUCAGAGUCUGGUAGUUGUAGAUGACAUACGCUACCAUGUUGAUCCUUUAGGACACAAGCAGACUGACUGGUGUGACAUGUACCUGCAUGUGGUCAACCCGAAGACCCAGACUAUAGCUACGAUACCAGACGUUCUCAAAGUGAUAGACGCAAAAUAUGACUUCCUUAAGGACUGCUAUGCCGGCUUUGCAAUUGAAAAUGUUAUUCCUGCCUAUGUGGGAGUGCGGGAAGAUACGUUUGAACCUGCCCUGGCUGCCCUCAUCGCUUUACUCAUUGUGCUGUUUGUGGGCUGUGUCUCCGUCAUUGUUGUCUGUUGCUGCUUCAGGCAUUGGGUAAUAGCAGAACCGUUGGACAUGAAGUCUUCUGAUAUUCUAAUAAAGAAGGCAAUACUUGAUGAUUUGAACACAACAGAAAAUCCAUUGUGGAUUGAACAAAAACUGAAACUUUACGAGGAGCAGGAGUUGACAAUGCAGGUAUUCUGUGAGCCUGAAGUAACACAACCUGGCCACGAGAGGCGGGACUCUGCGGACAUGUCUAUGAUGGACAACACAUACGCUACGAUACAGCAGCCGAGCCGGAGAGGUUCCCUCAAUACAAUGCUGUCGUUGGGUGACUACGCCACUCUUGGUGGUUCCGUGCUGCCUCUCGAUAACGUUAGCUCACACAGUCAGCAGAUGUUUGAGGCAGCCCUUGGUUUCCAGGGGUCAACUUUCCAGGUGCCUGAGAACACGGAAUUGUUCCGAGGAAGAUCAGAGCUCAGAGUCAAUAAAGAUGGACAGCCGGAGUUUGUUUCAGAACUCAUUUGAUUGUUGUAGUAUGCUUAUUUUUUUAAAGUGCAACGAUUUUCACGAAGACACAUCGAUCAGAAGACUGCACGGACUUUGAAAAGUUAAUGUUUUUAUAGUUGGUGACAGACAUCAAUGACAAUAUUUUUCAAUUUGAAGCAAUACGUCGCUUCACAGUGUAAGAUAGUUCAAACACAAGAAUACAAGACUGUAUGUACAAUUUGUAAAAUCAUGGUAGCAGAAGAUGUUUAACAUCCAGUGCUAACACGAAAUGUUGGGAAAAGAAUGAAUGUUUGGGUAACAGUACCAGGUAACGGUAAAUCUGUAUUGGGAUUGGUGAGUGGUAACAAUCUUUUCUUACCAUUUCCAAAAUUAUGCUCUCAGUUUCUUCAUAAAAAGAGAAAUCAUGUUGAUUCUUGCAUUUGUGAACAAAUUAGUUUCAUUAAUUUUUGCCAAUAAUAUUUUGUAACUCUAUUUCAUUAUUGAAUCAUAUACUUUUCAUGCUUUGUUUCUUUACUUAAAAUGACACUGAAUAUGCAAGUUCAGUCUUUUCUAGCUUUAAAGAGACUUAAUUAUCCUUUAAAGUUUUAAUGAAAUCUAUAAUGGAUUUCUGUAUAGCAUACUCAUGAAAUUGAUAUGUUAAGUAUUUUAAGUAUUUAUAAUUUAAGUAAUUUAAAAAAAGUAAAAACAAUGGGUUUUAUUUAUACGUUUAUACAAAAUAGUAAUACAUUAAUAACACUAAUAAGUGAUAAAUAAUUGGUUGUUCUAUACAGGUAUUCAAAAUAUGAAAAAACGUAAACAAAAAAAUCUUGAAUGUAAUUUCUGUGAAAUUAAUACUGGCUCAAAUGACAAUACUUGUAACCAGGUGAUACUCAAAAUGUUUUUUUGUAAAGUGUGUGUUUUUUUUUUGUAAAUAAUGAAAAUAGUUCCAUUAUUCUGGUAGAUUGAUAUGAAGGUUUUUAACAGCCAUAUUGAACUUAAAUUAUUAAUGGUUGUAGUCUUGCUUCAUAAAAGAUGUUAUUUUGUAUUUAUAGGCGUGAUUAAAAGAGCCAAUUAAUAAUAAUGCAUUCAAUAAUAAUAUUUUAUAGUCAUAUCGUAUAAUGUUUAGAAAAACUCUCUUGAUACUUUUAUAUCUUUAUAUUAUAAAAUAAGUUUUAAAUAUUUUUUAUAAACUUUUACCUGUAAGAGAAUCUCAGAUUUACAAGAAAUAUGUUUGUUAGUUAGGCUUUAAAAGUCAAUGGAUUUUAAAAAUUCAUCAACUUCAUGCUCAAUUUUACAAUUUUUCAUCAAUUUAUAAACUUCAUGUUUGCUAGUUGUUUUAUUUGUGUUAGUAUUGAAUCAGUCAUCGAAUUAUAAAUACUGUUGGAUAACUCGGAGCAUGAGUCUUGAAUCAUUGUGUUUUCAGUUGAAAAUCUGAGUCAUUUAGACGAGUUUAUCUAGGUGUUCACUAAAACCUCACUUGCUCAAGAAUAUUCCAUGAAUAAUUGUAAAAAUGUGAAAAAAUGCAUUCAGUAUAAGGAGAACUGUACUUUGUGACAGUAAGACAUUGUAUAGAAAUCAUUAUUUUAGAGAUUAUUCCAUUUAACUCCUAAAUAGUAUUGCAAAUAAUUUAAAUCAAGGAAAUAAACAUAAAAAGUAGUGUAAUUAGAGUUGUAAAUAGAAAUUAAAAUCUUAGCAAUUUUCCAACAUUUACAAUGCAAAAAUUUUAAAGUGUUGUAGAAACUAAAUAAAAUAUACUCUUCUAUUUAAAUGGACAAAAAUAAGCUACAUAAUUCAUUUUAGUUAAAGUUUAAGAACUUUAAAUUUACAGUAAUUGUCGCACAGAUAAAUUUCUCAUAAAAUUAAUGUAAUGUGUACUAAUAUGUCCCAAAUGUAAAAAUAUAUAAGCAGCUAAAUAAUGUGAUAUGAUUCCUAAACUAUUUGUGAAAGUGUUUCUGAAAACGAGGAAUGCCUCUUAUAUUACUAUUAGUUAAUUUAUUGUCCUGUCUUAUUCAUCAAGUUUUAAAACAAAUCAUUACUUAGAUGUAUCCAUAUUAAAAUAUGUAGCAGUAUUAAAAUUUAGUUAUAUUCAUACAUUUUUUAAAAUAUAGUAUUAAAUAGGCUGUUUUUAAUACACUUUGAAAAAAUGUUGUUUGACUCAUGAAUCAGUGUUUUGGUUGUCAAUUCAACAUUUUUAUUUUCUGUUAAAAAUCGUUCAAAAUUAUAUUUGAAUGAAACAUAUUCUAUUACAAUAUUUUUGGUUCAAGAGCAAACGAAUCUCUUAUUCUUUGCAGUAAUACAGUAAAACACUCUCUGCAGUUCCACACAGAUGAUUCAGAUUCUGCAUAGAGCCGAGAAAUCCAGUAUUUUAUAUGAGUCGAUGGUGUUUGUACAAUAAUUUGUC